GCAAAUGUCAGUUCAGUGUUGUACGAAGAGUUGUUCGGAAGUGUGUGCGCUUUUUUCCUGGGAGCAGAUUUUCCUCCCGAGUUUUUUAAUCUUGUGUGUGAGAAAUUUCCGGGAAAACCCGUGUGGGUGUAAAGUGCGGGUUUUGUGCCCCGGAAGUGGGGUUUUGGAUUGCGUGUGAAAGGCAAUUGUGAUGGAAAGUGCGAAGACAAUGAUGGGCAUCAAGCGAGACUGCCGCCUCUGCUUGGCUCCGGACAAUGAGUGUGUCUCCAUCUUCACAACAGCAGCUGCCGACCGGGAGUCGUUGUCGAUGAAAAUUCAGGCGUGUGUCAACAUAAAGGUUCAUCAAACGGACAGCUUGUCGCCGCGCAUCUGUCACGCGUGCAUUAGCUACUUGAAUUCGUGGCAGAGCUUCAAGAAUCGCUGCUACGCAGCCCAGCGGAAGCAGAAGGCCUGGCUGGCAAAUCAGCUGCAACAGCAGCUCAGGGAGGUGCAGGAGAGCAAGAAGCGCAGGCUCGGCGCUGAGGGUGAUGAUCAGCAAGUUGUGGGCAAGAGGACGCGGGAGACGUCACCCGAUGAGGACUUUUAUCCCGACAAACACUCGAAGGCCACGUCGGCUACCACAUCCCAGCGUCCCAGUGUGGCAGAGAGUGAGAGUUUCAUAAAGCAGGAGCCGCGUGAUGAGGAGGAACAAGAGGGUCCAGUUACAGUCAACAUGGAACUCGAUCCGAGAGAAUUUCUUGCACACAAUGACUCCGAGGAUGAGUACCAGGAUGAUGAAGGUGGACACAAUGAUGAGGGCCCCCCGAUUCUGACGUCAUUGGGGCUGACGCAUAUCAAUCACGUGAAUCCAUUCAACUAUUUGGCCACGGAUCUCGAGGAAUUCGAUCAGGAUGGCGAAGAUGGGGAAUCAUCGUUGCCAUUUGGUGGUAUUCCUGGCCAGCUGAAGCGUCGUUCACAGCCAUCAAUUCCGGCUCAUUGUCAGAUUUGUCGUAUGAAAUUCUCCAAUCGUGCCAAUGCACGACGGCAUGAACGGAAUAUUCAUGGCAUAAAGAUUUCUGCUGAGAAUGGAGACAUAACUGUGGUGCAGAAGCCACCGAAUGUGCAGCCAAAGCGUCCAGGAGGUGAGCAGGGUGGGAAUAGUGGGCAUGUGGGUGGUGCUGCAGGUGGAGGAGGAGGUGGAGAUGAUGGGAAACCCCCAAUGGCGACGUUGAAGAAGCCCACAAAGCCUGUUGUUGAGGAAUUUGACUACAGCAAACCGGAGAAGUAUCGACACCUCCUCACGGAGAAUAAGUUGUCCUUCAUUAGGCGUAACCUCAAGUUCCUUGGGCAGUAUCAGGAUAUGAAGUGCAAGUGCUGCGAUAGGGUGUACAGCACCUACAAGACCUUCAUGUCGCACAUGCGCAAGAGAUUCCUUUCGCUCCCGCGGAACAUGUGUUUCAAAUGCCUGCGGCAAUUUGAGACAAAGGGGCAGUUCAUUGCGCAUUUAAAGAAGAAAAAUUGUCUCAAUCUCUACACACUGUACAUGGCGGAUACGACCAUUUCAAAGGUGUUCCACACAUCUUCGGCUUCGGGGAAGAUUGGCCCGAAGGAGAUUCUCGCCAAUAAGGCGUAUGGAUGUCAAUUGUGUACUGAACACUUCCGGCUGAAGAGUGACUUCCGGACGCAUGUGUUGGAAUCCCAUCCGGACGUGCAGAAUUUCCGGGAUCCCAUCACGGGGAAUUGUACGUACUGCAAGGCAACGUUUGAGGAGGCGAGUCAGCGGAAGAGGCAUUUUGGGAAUUUGGAAUGUCUCGUCUUUCUCAUUUGUGGCAAUUGCGAGGAGCGCUUUGAUUCAAAUCCACAAUUCCUCGAUCAUGUCUAUGCGACGCAUCUCACGAAGCAAGGAAGGGAAUCCAUACAGAAGCAGGCAUCAUCGCAGAUGCUUCUCAUGCAGAAUGGAGAUGAGGAGAGUAAUAGGGAGAUGGAUGAGAGUGGUGUACCCAAUUCACGAAGUGCACAGAAUUGUCCGGUUUGUGGGAAGCAGUACAACAACUACUACAACGUCCUGCGGCAUAUGGAGUCAAAGCAUCCGGAUAAAAUGCCCAAGACGUAUCACUGUGAGAUUUGUCAGACGGGCUUUGCGAGGCAAACGGAGCUGCGGGAGCACGUAAAGUCAGCCCAUGGGGAAUUGAGCUUGACAAAGGUGAAGCCAAUAAGUUUCAUCUGCAAAGAGUGCAAGAGUCAAUUUGACAAGAAGGAAGCCUGGAUUGAGCAUCAGGUGUCUCAUGGGAAGUUUAUGUGUCAACAGUGUGACUACACGGUGACGGCACGUGAUGAAUUUGAGACGCAUCUCGCGACGCAUAUUAAGCUAAAAGUCUACUCUUGUGGGGUCUGCAAGGCGUCCUUUAACACCGAAGAGGGCCUCCAGUAUCACACGAUGACAACACAUCUUGUUCUCGAUAGCGAUGAAGCUCUCUUCCGGGAAAUUACAAAAGCCGAAAGUAGUGAUGCAGCUGCCAAGAGUGAGGCAAAGGAUCCACAAUCAGUUGUGGAUGCGCUCAAUCUUCAUCUCGAUGGGGUGGAAAUUAUAGCAAAACCCCGUGAGAGCAUUCCCAAGCCGCCCUCCCAGCAGACAACACCGUCAAAGCUCGAUGUCUCAAUGGAUGUGUCAAUUGAACCGGGUACAUCGCAGAAGCCCCUUCAGUACAAUUCACGAAUGCGCUGCAGGGUGUGCCAGAAGAGGAUAAGCAGCAAGGUGGGCUACAGGAAUCACUUGCUGAUUGAGCAUCAGAUCAAUGAUUGCCAUUUUGUGAGCUGCGACCUAUGCCCGGCGGAAUUUAGCAAUGAAAAGGGGCUCCGAGUGCACAUGUUCCGCUCACACAAUGUCUCCGUGAAGGAGGAUGAGGCCAUUCCAAUGGAUCAGCAGCACUUUGAGUGCAACAUCUGCCAUACAGUGUACAGGAGUGUGGAUCAGCUGAGGGAUCAUGUCAAUACAGUGCACGCUGGUACAAGUUUAUCGGAAUUCGAGGAAUCAACGGAACACUCAAUUGUCAUCCCGAAGGAGGAGAAGCAGCCAGUAGUGACUGAAGAACUCCCGGACUACACGCCCAUUGAGGUGUGGUUCCAGUGUCGGUACUGCGAUGAGAAUUUCAAUUCAAACAAAAAGCUCACAAUUCACAUGAAUACCCACGAAGAGCACGAUAAGACGGAUUACACGUGUCGCGAUUGUGGCAAUGUGUACGGCACACGGAAAUCCCUCUGGGUGCAUCGGCACAAGAAGCAUCCAAGACCGCAAAUGCCAUCACCGUGUGAGGUGUGCAGUAAGGUGUUCUUUGACAAAACCGAAUUGGGGUAUCAUCUGAAGACGCACGGGGCGAUCAAGAAGAGUCUCCUCGAUGGAAUUAGUGGGGAUGCCGAGGAGGCGGGAAGUGAUACGGGGAAGUAUUCGUGCCAUGUGUGUGGGAGAAAGUUCCAGGAUAAGUCACCGCUGAGUAAGCAUUUGCGCAUACAUGAGAUGGAGAAUAGUAUGUUCAGUUCAUCGCUCCUUGUGACGGCACUGAGUGAUAGUGUUGAGGCACCGGAACAGCCGUCCAAUUGGGGGAAUUCCCUGCUGAAUAAUGAUGGGGAAUUCUCAUGCGAUAUCUGCCCGAAGACAUUCUCCCUCCUGAGUGCCCUCAAGGUGCACCGUGGAUGGCACUUUAGAUCACCGGAUGGGCGUCAAGUUACAGAUCCGGGGAAUCUCUGGCAACCCGGAACACUCCCACCAAGUCGUGCCAAACGCUUCCGGCCGUUGCCGUCGAAGCAGCCCGUGUGCCCGUAUUGCAGCUCCAAAUUCGCAAGCGCCAACAACCUUCGGCGACACAUUGUGGAAGUGCACAAGCGCAAUGAGUCCCGCAUGAAUCGCGAAGCCGUCAAUCCCGGUGGGGUGCAGGUGGAGAAGGAGCGUGAAUGUAGUGCGUGCAAUAAGGCCUUUGAGACGCACAUUGAGUGGAUUGAGCACAAAAUGGGGCAUGCAAAGAAUCAAAAACCAUCCACGACAUUUGAGUGGAAUUGUGAGAUUUGCGGGAAAAUGUUUACGCGCAAAGAGCGCCUCCUGCAGCACAUGAUAACGCAUUUGAAUAGUACGACGGAUGGGCAGGAGAAUGAUGGGGAUGACAUGGAGGAUGAGAUGGAGGAGGAAGAGCAGGAGAAUAGUUCAGAGCCAAAGGAGGAGGUAAUGGCGGAGGAGGUUGCAGAGCAAGAAGUUGUGGCUGAGGAAGUUGUCGCCGAGGAGGAGAGUGAUGAGAAGGAUGAAGAAGUUGAAGGGGAUCAGCAUUCGUGUGAUCUCUGUCAAGUUUUCUUCAAAACAUCCGCUGAACUUCGUCGCCAUGUGACGUCGCAUUUCAUCAAUGGAGCAGCAACAAUUGGGAAUGAGGAGAUUAAGGGAGAUUCCCCAUCACCAAUCUCAAUGAAGAUUGAAGUUGAGGAAGAAGUGAUCGUGAAGCGAGAUCCGUCUGAGAGUAAACUUAUUGAGCAGGUUAUUGGGUCAGAUGAUGAGGAUGAUGAUGAAAUUGAGGAAGAUGAGGAUGUUGAGGAGCUCGAUGAGGAAGAUGAGAGUAUUGUGGAGGAUGAUGAUGGGCACUACGAGGAGGAAGAUGAGGAAUUUAUGGAGGAGUACAUUGAUGCGGAUGAGAUUGAGCCAAAACAAGAUGAAGUUUCAUCGGAUAAUGCUGAUAAAUCCGAGGCGAUUGUCUACAAAUGCCGCAUCUGCGCGACACCGCAUCGAAGUCAUUUUGCCUCCAUUAAAUGCAUGGAAGCACAUCGAAUGCCAACUGAAUGGAAAUGCACAAAGUGUCAAGUUUUCUUCGGUGAUGCCCAACAGAUGAGGGAGCAUCUGAAGUUAAUGCACGAAUAGGACCUCUUGAUUCUCCUGCUGGCCAGGCAAGGAGACCAUAGUGUCGUUGUUUUUAUUCUUUUUUUGUCAUUAAAAAUAAAUACAAACCCACGCAAAGACCAUUCACAAAAAAUCUACUUAAAAUAGUCUAAGUUAUAUGCGCUAAAUGUGUGUAUUUAAGCAUCACAUUAUAAAGUGAAACAUUAAGGUGAGAAAUGUGUAAGAAUUUAGAGUUUUAAAAUGAAAUAAAAAUUUAUGCAAAAAUUUCGUGUGUAAAGGGUGUCUCAGUGCAAAUGCAAAAAAAAGGGAGUUUAUUCAUUUUUAUUCUUUUCAAAAGUUUUCAUAAUUUCAUGCAACAAAAAACAUUCAAGAAAUAUCAGAAAGAUUUUUUUUACUUUUAAAAAUAAUCUGGGAAAAAUGCUGAAAGAGAUUUGUCCAAAAGUUCAUAAGCCACGCCUUCAUUUUAACUUAAUUUUACAUUGAAUGCAUAAAGCAUAUGCGUCAGUGUUUCUAUCGGUGAUCUUUGGGCAUUUUAAUUGCUAAAAAUCGUCAAUUGAAGCACGAAUGCAUAUUUUUAUCUUUUUAAAAGGGAAUGAGUUAGGAUAGGGGCGGAGCUUUUGUAUAUUUUUUUGCAAAUCUUUUCCAAUUUCUGCAACAUUUUAUUUCUUUUUUAAAUGAACUUUACCUUCAAAUGAGGAUAAGAAACGAAUAAAAGUGAAUAGACUCCUUUUCAAAAAAUCACACCUAUUUGUAAAAAAAAAUAUAAAAAAUUAUUUAUUCGAAGCGUUUAAGAAAUCUUUUGCAAAUGAGACACCCUUUAGGCACGAUAAGCAAAAUGGAAAGGGGAUUCUUCCCAUAGAGUUACCUGCCACACAAUUUGAAAUCAUAAUAAUUGAUAAAUUAAUUAAGAAAAUUAAUUAAUAGAAGAUUAAUGGAAGUAUUAGAAAUUAGAAGGAGAAGUGAAAGGAAACUUCUUUUAGCAUAAUCGACAACAUGCAACAUUAUAAAUAUUAUCUAAAUGUAGAUUUAUUUCACCAAAACUCCCUGAAAAAAAAAAAACUAAUUUUGCACCUUAAAAAAGAAGUGUAGAAUGAAGAAGAAAAAGCGUUGAUAUUAGAGAAUAGUUCGUAGUAAAAAAGAAAAAGCACAAACUUCUUGAUGCUUUAUGUCGUGAAUUACGUGUUGUACCUUCUCUAUGAUUUUUAUUUUAUGUAUAAGAAAUAUUAGAUGAAUAUGUAUUUCUAAUGUAGCUGUAUAAAUUUAGAAAGAAAUAAUAGAUUAAGUAGAAGUA
Molecule: messenger RNA, 6143 nt
Organism: Lutzomyia longipalpis
Lineage: Eukaryota; Metazoa; Arthropoda; Insecta; Diptera; Psychodidae
Product: zinc finger protein hangover
Exons: 6
Coding region: 191-4873 (1560 amino acids)
Cellular component (GO): nucleus
Molecular function (GO): zinc ion binding
Source: RefSeq, a predicted model, not a curated record